Molecule: messenger RNA, 3432 nt
Organism: Cavenderia fasciculata
Lineage: Eukaryota; Evosea; Eumycetozoa; Acytosteliales; Cavenderiaceae
Gene: xpo5
Product: armadillo-like helical domain-containing protein
Exons: 6
Coding region: 1-3432 (1143 amino acids)
Biological process (GO): protein export from nucleus; RNA export from nucleus
Cellular component (GO): nucleus; RNA nuclear export complex; cytoplasm
Molecular function (GO): nuclear export signal receptor activity; RNA binding; small GTPase binding
Source: RefSeq, a predicted model, not a curated record
AUGAAUACAAAUGAAAUAGACCAAAUCAUCAACCAAAUCACUAGUUCACUAUCGCAGCUGCACGACCCACGCUCAACACAAGAGCAAAGACAAUCGAGUCAAGUCUUUCUCGAAGAGCUCAAAACGCGACCCAACGCCUACACCUUUGCACUAAAGCUAGUACAAACACCACAAAUCAACGAUAUAGCUAAACACUAUGGUCUGCACGUCAUUGAAAACCUAGUAAAGAAUCGAUGGAAUCAAGCAUCAGACUCUGAAAAAGAGUCUGUUAAAAAGGAGAUACUACAAAUCGUAGCAAACAUAUCGCCCAAAGAACAAAGAUUCAUCAAGGAAAAGAUGGUCACUGUGAUUGUAGAGAUUGUCAAAAGAGAUUGGCCACAAAGAUGGUCAAACCUAUUGGAAUCACUUGUACAAAUCUCUCAAUUGGGUGAUAGUCAAGCUGAACUUGUCCUUUUAACAUUUGGAAAGUUACCAAGUGAAAUCAUUGUUGAAGGUGGUAGUGGUACUACUUCAUCUGCAGCCUCUUCAUCACUGCCAGAUCAAAGAAAAAAGGAUCUAAUGAUUGGUAUAAACCUUGCAGUUGAAUCACUCUUUAAUUAUUUCUAUCAAGUAUUGGAAAGUAGAUAUCAACUCUAUAAACAACAAUCACAAAAUCAACCAAAUAUAAAUAUUAUUUCUACACUUUUAAAUUGUUUAAUUUCUUAUAUUGAUUGGAUUCCUCUCAAAACAAUAUUACAACAUAAAUUAGAUUUUAUAUUUUGUCAAUUAUUACAAGAUUUACCAUUUAGAAUCAAUUCAUGUGAAUGUUUAUUAUUAUUUUCAAAUAGAAAAUGUAAAAUCGAGGAAAAGGGAGAUUUAUUGUCAACCUUUAACAUGUUGGAAACCAUACAUAAAGCAAUGGGAGUAACAUCCAAUUCAUUUGAAGAUGAUUAUGUAUUUCAAAAAAGAAUGGCUCAAAUGUUGACCAUUCUUGGUACAACUCAUCUAUCCUAUUACUCUAGUAUCAGAGAACAAGAUAGAAAGUUACCAAACAAUUAUCAAAGUUUUUUACAAAUGAUGUUACAAUUGUUACAACAUCCAAGUGUUCUAAUGACAUCACUUUCCAUCCCAUUUUGGAAUGCAUUUCUUAAAAAUCAAGAUAUCAUCAAACCAAUAGAUUAUAUGGAUAGUCUAUUAAAAGAAUUAUUGGUUUGUUCACAAUCUAAAAUCCUCAAAGUUGGUGAUCCCGACAAACAAGAUCAAACCAUUCAAUCAAAAUAUUCAUCAAUCGAUUUUGGUACUUCAAAAGAAUGGGGUCAAUUUUUUGGUACUGUUCGUAGUCGUUUUAUUGAUUUAACAAAAUUAAUUUCAAAUCUCAGUCCUGAAAUAGCAAUUGAAUUUAUAAUUAAAAAAUCAAUUGAAAUGAUACCAGCUAUAAAAUCAACCACUUUGGCAUUGACACAUGAACAAACAUUAAUUUUAGAAUCCAUUUCAUUCUAUCUUGAAGUAGUUGUUCAAAAUUUACCUGCUCUAUUUUUCCAAGUUGAUUCAAAAUAUCAAUCUUCAAUUAAACUUACUGAACAAUUACUUCAAGAAUUAUUUCAAAAUGAUUUUAAAGAUGCAAAUGCAACAUCAUUUCAAAUUGAUUGUAUUAGACCAUUUACAAGUUAUUAUUCACAUCAUGGAUCAAGUUUACAAUUUAUAUUAAAAAAGUUGGUACCAUUGAUUGCAUUUAAAAAUCCUACUUUGGAUCAACCAAAAAUGACAGUUUCAACUCAACAUUGUAGAAGAAGAGCUAUUAGUAGUUUGAUUCAUUUGGCAACUGAAUUGACAGAUCAAAUGAAACCAUUCCUAAAUGAUCUCUAUCAAUCUAUUAUUCAACUGUUUCAAAUGGAAUUAUUAUUGGAUAGUGAAAAGGUUAUGCUUUUCCACUUACUUAUGAUUUUUGCAAAUGAAUACAACAAUUAUCAACAAUCACUUGGUUUCUUGAAAGAAUUUAUUCAACCAGUUUUAAAUAAUUGGGUUAGUUUAGAUUUUACAAAUGCAUUUAAGUCACCAGAGAAUCUUGUAAACUUUUUAGGACUAGACAAGGAAAAUAAUUAUUCAACCGAAUAUAUUGGUAGACGUAAAAAACUUCAAUUCACAAUUGCCUCACUUCAAAUCUUUUGGAAAAAGGCUCAACUUCCAUCUCAAGUGAUCAAUGCCACUGCAGGUGAAUCUAGUCAAGGAUUUAUGGAAUUUAUUUCAAAUGGUAUUAGUUAUCCUUCAAAAUGGCCAAUAUCUGAAUUUAUUAAAGAUAUCCUACCAAAUUUAGCUUCACUAGUCGCUACUCUACAUCAACUUUGGAAUCCAUCCUUUAUUCAAUCCAUCCCUGCUUGUUAUCAUCCAAUCUUUCAAUUGGAUGAAGCAAUCACUGCUCCACUUUUAGGUCAAGAUUAUCAUAAAGAUAAUAAAAAUGAAUCUGAAAAUAUUAAAUUCCUUAGAAAUUUAAUUGAUCUCUUAAGAGAAGCUUGUUAUGAAAUAAUUGGAUAUGGAUUUUCACAUUCUGAUGAAUUAUUUGAAAUUUCAACAUUACCAAAGAUUUUAUUUGAUUCUAUUUUCUCUAGUUUGGAAUUUUGUGAAAAUAGACAUUUGAAAUUACUUUUGCGUCAUUGUUUAAUAUUCCUUGUUAAAUAUAAUCCACCAAAAUUACAAUCUCAAACUUUACAACCUUUAUUACCUCCAUUUAUUACUCUACUAUUUAACAAAAUUAAAUUAGGUUGGGAGGAAAUUGAAAUUAGAUCUCAAAAGAUAAAUAAUCAUUCAGAAAUGGUAGAAAUUGUUGAUGAUAAAAUACUUCGAGAUUUAACAUUAGAAUUUACAUAUUGGAUUAAAGAUUUUUCAAGUCAUCCAAGUAUAUUGUCAGAUUUGGAAAUUAUGACACCAGUUAUUUAUGGUUUAUCUGCUUGCUUACUAUCAAAUGAUCAUCAAAUUGUUAUCAAAUCAACACCCAUUUCUGUACAUCUGAUAGAGAUUAUUGGAGAGGAUGCAAGAUUCCAUCAUUUGUUGGGUAAUGAAAUGUUUGGAGUUUGUCUUAAAAUGUUGAUUCGAAACAAGACACCAGAUUUGGCAUCUGAUUUUAUCAAUAUUGUUCGUGCCAUCUAUCAUAAACUCUACAAACAUACCAAUGUAUGUCACCAACUAUUACUGCAAAUCCCAAACAUUACACCUCAACAUUUAAACAAGUUUGACAAGGAUCUGAGUUACUCCAAAUCUGAAAAGAAUCAAAAGGCUCUCUUUAAAACAUUCCUCAAUGAUAUCAUUGGUAUCAAUAUCAACAAACUCAAGAAACCAAGUAUCCUAGACUUGCCCGAAAAAUUAUUUGUUGCCAAACAAACUGGUACUCCUUCUUGGAAUGAUAUUCCUCAUUCUGCUAAUACUAUUGGUACUACUUUAACUGAUUUAUUUGAUUAA